AUGAAUAAUAUACAAACUGAUGAUGCAGAUGAAACAUUUGUUUCCUAUCAUGACUUAAAUAUGGUGAGAAAAAAAGAGCUUCUACUUACUCUAAGACAAGAAAAUAAACAACUUAAUAACAAAUUAAAAAUAUUAAAUGAAGCAAUUGAUGCUCUUAAAGACAAUAAUGGUGGAGAGAAAAUUACUUUUUAUGAUGAGGUGGAUUUUUUAAGUAAUUAG
Messenger RNA from Macrosiphum euphorbiae (potato aphid), 219 nucleotides. Lineage: Eukaryota; Metazoa; Arthropoda; Insecta; Hemiptera; Aphididae. The record is from the annotation of a GenBank genome assembly.